Messenger RNA from Closterium sp. NIES-65, 4446 nucleotides. NCBI's taxonomy places the organism in Eukaryota, Viridiplantae, Streptophyta, Zygnematophyceae, Desmidiales, Closteriaceae. The record is from the annotation of a GenBank genome assembly.
AUGUCCCUAAAUAGUUCUCCCAGUCGCGACGAAUCAUGUCGGAACGGCCUCAAGGCAACCUCCUUCCGCUCAUCCGCGCGGGCCACGUCGUCUCCAUCUGGCACGACAUCGUCCUCUUCUCCCCCGCUCCCGCCGCCGCCAGUCGAACGCUCGUCCCGCAGCAAGCCACCCGCGCCGCUCAACUUCAUCUGCACGUCCGGCAAGUCCUCGUCGUUCGCCGCGUCGCUCUCGGGUCGUCGUCGUCGCCUGUCGCUCGACGGCAGCGUGCGCGUCGACGACGCGGAGCAGCGCCCGUGGAACGUCGGCAUAAUUCCGCAGACCUGCGUCCUCGCGCCCGCUCCCUCCGAACCGACCCCAACCGCUCCCCCCCCAAGCGAACCCGUCGCUACGAUCAGGCGUGAUUUUUUCCGCUCGCUUUCCGUGUCCUGCGUCCCCUUCGGCGAUCUUCUGGGCGACGCCUCUAGCGACACCUCGGGCGACCCUUUCGCCGAGCCCGACGCCGCGUUUCCCGUGAUUCUGGACAACGCGCCUUUGGAGGCGGUGGAGGUGGGCGCGAGGGAGCGCGACCCGGGCGACGUGUUCCCCGUGCUGCCGCUCCUCGCGCUGCCCGUGCGCCUGCGCCCGGGCCUGAAGUCGGAGGUUUCGUGGAAGCUGGUAGUGGUAGCGGCGGACGAUCCGCAAGUCGAGGGGGGGGAGACGGCGGCCGUCGCGGCGACGGCGCUGCCGCAAGUGAAGGCGUGGGCCGACGCGGGAGGGUUCACUACAGUCGGGCCGAACCCGUGGCGGAUUCUCGAGUCCCCGCAGCGCAGCGACGCGGACGAUUGGGAGAAAUCUGCGCGGAAAGCGCAGCGCGUGGUGCGCGAGGCGCACGACGUGUGGAGGCUGCUCGUCGCGACGCUGCGCCGGCCCUCGCUGCAGCGCGGGCACCGCGUGAGCGAGCGCGCCGUGGAGGGAUGGAAGGCGCACGACGGGGUGGACGCGGGCGGGAAGGCCGGCGGCAGCAGCAGCAGCCGAAGCCACGAGAACAGCAGCCUACUUCAGCUACUUGCGCAACCCGCCGGCAACAGCGGGGUUUUCGGUGGAGAGGCGAACGGCGGGAGCUGCAGGAGCGGCGGCGGGAGUAUCGCCGGCGCAGAGCGCGCGUCGGGGGGAAAGGCGGGGAGUGAGCGGGGCGUGCUGUCCGCCGCCGCCAAGGCGGCAACGGCGGCCGUGGGGGCGGCUCGUGGGCUUGCGCGACACAAGGAGGCGCGGGCGCUUGGAGGGGGCGACGACGAUCCGGUCGAGGAGGAUGUCAGAGACGACCGCUCCGAUUCCACGGAGGGCGUUUCCUCCCAAGAUGAGUUUGCCGCCCAAGAUGAGCUUGCCACCCAAGAUGAGUUUGCCGCCCAAGAUUAUAACCCCGCCCAAGAUGAAUAUGCAGGGCAAGUUGAGUAUGCAGGGCAAGACGAUUACUACGUUACGCUCGCGGGUGACGAGGAGGAGGACGAGGUGGAGGAGGGGGGCAGGGAACCCGAAGUCACGACGCAGUUUGAACGAGUGGGAAGUGAGGGCAGCGGCGAGAGCAGCAGCAGUGGUGGCGGCAGGCACAGGCCCGCGCCCCAUCACCAGAGUUCGCCUGUGAGACCAGCCGCUUCGCCAAAAGCCUUGCCGCUGAUGGGCGCUGCUCCGCGUGCGCUUGUGCGGGGUGCCACGUGGAGUGCCGGCACGGGCAGCAGCGCUACUGGCGACGGGGGUGGCGCGUGGGCCGGGCUGGACUCCAUGUUUAGCAGCGCGCCCCUGAUAGUGCGGCGCAGCCGGUCGGGGCUGGAGGGCGAUGGCAGUGAGCAGCACAUCACUGUGAGAACCCGCAGCCUCGGCUCACAGGGCGGGGCAGCUGGUAGUGGUCGCAGUAGGGGUGGUGGCUCCCCUCCGUCUCCCGACAGCGACGCUGCUGCUCUUGUGGGGUGCUAUGGGGUGGUGAUAGGUCGUCGGCCAGACAGGUCGGUGGUGCAAAGAGAGGGGUUGGGGGAGGAGGACGUGAGAGAGCGGCAUGAGGCAGGGCAUGGGAGCAGGUGGUCCUUCACUCCUUCUCUGGUUCGGUCACGCACCGACCCUGCCAGGUUCGGAGCAGGCCAGAGGAGGUACAGCCUGGACUCAGGCAGCAAGGGCAAGGGGUACGGGCGUGCAUCAAGCAGCGGGGGGUAUGAGCAGGCCCAGAGGGGGUUGCCCCCUGGUGCGCGCUCUCACAGUUCUGCAGGCCCUGCCUCUCCUCACCAACAUGCACCUGCGCUCACUCGCCGAUGGAGUGCCGCCGCCGCCCACCGCAUCUCCCUGAAGCACCUGUGGAGCCAGAGCGGGCGGGAUGCGUUGUCCUCACCCAGUGGUGCAGAGGGCAGAAGGAGCAGCUCCCAGGGCAGCCAGAGCUCUCGUAGUGCGCAUGCUGGGGGUGACACGGACGCAGGCCAAGGGGGUGUGGCGGGAGAAAUGCAGUGGCAGCACCAGGACCAUGCCGUGCACCCUCGUGCUUCCUUCACUUCCCACGCUUCCCAUGCUGUACCCAUUUCCCAUGCUUCCCACACUGCAUCCAUUUCCCAUGCUUCCCACACUGCAUCCAUUUCCCAUGCCUUCGCGUCCUUCGCGGGCCUUCGCGCCCUCCCCGCCUCCCACGGCGACACACAAGGCGCUUCCACCGCCCUUAGCGUCCCUUCGUCGCAGCGACCCGGCAGCGGCACGUGCGUCGUGCGGGCGGAUGCGCGGCGGCGGUUGGGGCGUCGCGCGGGGGAUGAGGAUGAGGGGACGGGGAUCGGCGCGCUGGUGCCCGUGAGUCCCGAGGACGAUGCCGUUCAGACCAGCGGCUCGGGCAGACGCGCCAGCGGCUAUUACUCGUACCAGGGGCAGCGCGCGGCGGCGGAGCAGGCGGCGUUCGUGCGCGACAUGGAGGCGGCGGCGGCGGCGGCGGCGGCGCAGCAGACGGAGCGGCAGGUGCUGAUGGACUCUGACGUGGCGGCCACGCAGCAGUCCACGUACCAGCGGAAGACCAAGAUCGUCUGCACCAUCGGCCCCACCAGCAACACGCGCGAGAUGCUGUGGAAGCUGGCGGAGACGGGCAUGAACGUGGUGCGGCUGAACAUGAGCCACGGCGACCACCAGUCGCACCGCCGCGUCGUCGACCUCGUGCGCGAGUACAACAAGGGGCAGGCCAGCCAGGGCGCCGGCAACGUGCUCGCCAUCAUGCUCGACACCAAGGGCCCCGAGGUGCGGAGUGGCGACCUGCCGCAGCCGAUAGAGCUGGAGCGCGGGGAGAGCUUCACCUUCACCAUCCGGCGCGGCGUGGGGUCGCACCGCACCGUCAGCGUCAACUACGACGGCUUCAUUGAUGACGUGGACGUCGAUGACAUCAUCCUCGUCGAUGGCGGCAUGAUGUCGUUCCAGGUGAAGAGCAAGAGCGCGGAAGACGUGGAGUGCGAGGUGGUGGACGGGGGCGAGCUCAAGUCGCGCCGCCACCUCAACGUGCGCGGCAAGUCCGCCACGCUGCCCUCCAUCACAGACAAGGACUGGGAGGACAUUCGAUUUGGAGUGGAGAACAAGGUGGACUACUACGCGCUCUCCUUCGUCAAGGACGCCCAGGUCGUGCUGCAGCUCAAGGAGUACCUCAAAGGCCAGGGCGCGGACAUCGGGGUGAUAGCCAAGAUCGAGAGUGCGGACUCCGUGCCCAACCUGCACGCCAUCCUCGAGGCCUCCGACGGGGCCAUGGUGGCGCGAGGGGACUUGGGAGCGGAGCUGCCAGUGGAGGAGGUGCCGCUGUUGCAGGGCGAGAUCAUCCGGGUGUGUCGCGCGCUGGGCAAGCCGGUGAUAGUGGCGACCAACAUGCUCGAGUCCAUGAUCAACCACCCCACGCCCACUCGUGCUGAGGUGUCGGACAUAGCGAUCGCAGUGAGGGAGGGCACGGAUGCCAUCAUGCUGUCGGGGGAGACGGCCCAUGGCAAGUUCCCGCUGAAGGCGGUGAGGGUGAUGCACACAGUGGCGGUGCGCACAGAGGCUACCAUGGCCGUCCCUAACACCCCCGCCAACCUCGGCCGCGCUUUCAAGCGGCACACGAGUGAGAUGUUUGCGUUCCAUGCCACCAUGAUGGCCAACACGCUGGGCGCGUCCGUGCUCGUCUUCACGCGCUCUGGCUUCAUGGCCAUGCUGCUCUCGCACUACCGUCCCGCCAGCAUCACCUACGCCUUCACCAACGACAAGCGCGUGCAGCAGCACCUGGCGCUGUACCACGGGGUGAGGGCGCUCUACAUGCCAUUCUCCGCUGAUGCCGAGGACACCUUCAACGAGGCGCUGCGCAUCCUCCUCAAGCGCGGCAUGGUGCAGCCGGGGGAUGACGUGGCGUUGGUGCAGAGCGGGCGGCAGCCCAUCUGGCGGUCGGAGUCCACGCACCACAUCCAAGUGCGCCGCGUCAUGCCGCUCAACUGA